UUCCCAGCUUGGGCUGAAACUGGCGGCUAUUUUGUAAAAUUAAAACUUUCGUGUUUAGCAAGUUAUAGUCAUCCUAAUUGUGAAAAAUAUUUAAAUAGUAUUGCAUCUGUUAGUAAAGAAAGAAGAAGACAAUGCCAAUAUUCAAAUCCAUGGAUUAUUCAUCCUUUCAGUGUCAUUCGGUUCUACUGGGAGACAUUGAUGACAUUUAUUUAUGCGCUCUCAUUUAUUAUAAUUCCAUUUAUGACAAGUUUCAUAGUAUUCGAUUUUGAAGUAAUUAGACUUGAUAGAAUUAGUUUUAUUUUUUAUUUUUUUUUUUGGAUUGACAUUUCAUUGAAUUUUAUUACUGGAGUUUAUUGCAGAGAUAAAAAAAUAAUAAUUCUCGAUCAAAAAAACAUUAUUCAAAAAUAUAUCCGUGGGUAUUUUUUUAUCGAUGUAAUAACGUCUUUGCCUUAUGAUCAUAUUACUUAUCAAUGGAGACAACUUCCAGGGCCAAACACUUCAUAUGUAAUUGUUAUUUUAAAUAUUUUACCAAUAUUUAAAUUCAUAAGAUAUUUAACUUUCCACAAUUAUGUUUCGCAAUUGUUUGAAUAUUUCCAGAUAGCAGAUUUCAAUUGCCGUAUAAUUAAAAUUUUAUUGAUAUCAGCAUACUUAAUUUAUUGGUUCACAUGUUUAUGUUACCUUAUACCAGUACUUGUAAUGCAUUUUGAUCAAGUUUCCGUUUACGAUUGUGAGUGCUGGUUAAUUAAUAUUGUCAAUGAUGAUAUUCCCACACGAUUCAAAAGUUCAUUUUUUAUAAUCCUUCAAAAUUUUAUGACUACGGGAAUUCGUGCAAUUGAACCUGAAUUUACUAUUCAUACAAUUAUUUGUACUUUGUUAAUGAUUUUGGGACGAUUUUUUUGGAUUUAUAUUAUCAUAAUGUUUCUUCAAAUUUAUAAUGAUAAAAAUACAUCACAAUCUGGUUAUCAAGAGACGAUGAGCCAAAUAUUAGCAUAUACGAGACAAAAACAGAUGCCGCAUUAUAUGAGAAAACGUAUUGAGUCUUAUUAUUCUUAUCGAUUCAAAAAUAGUUAUUUUAGAGAAAAAAAAAUUUUAUCAAAUUUGUCUGAAAUUUUACGUGAAGAAAUAACAAUUUAUUCAUGCCGUCGCUUAAUAGAAAAUUCAAUUCUUUUUCGUAAUUUACCAAAAGACAUUAUCACUUCAAUAGUGUCAAAAUUAAAAUUUGAAAUUCACUUACCCAAUGAUUUAAUUUUUAAAGCUGGUAAUUAUGGUGAUUGUAUGUUUUUUUUAAGCUCUGGAACAGUUGCACUAUUCACUCCCACUGGAAAAGAGAUUUGUCAUUUAAGUGAAGCUUCUUAUUUUGGAGAAGUUGCAUUACUGGUACAGGAUCAACGAAGAAUAGCAAGUGUAAUUGCUAUUGAAGUUUGUGAAGUUUACAGACUUGAUCGUCGUGAUUUUCGUAGAUAUGUUGCAGUCCAUCCUGAAUUAUUUGAACAAAUUGAACGUGUUGCGAUGACAAGAAUGGAAAAAGCAAUACUUAUUGAAGAACAAAAUAAAAGAAAUCCUUUUAAACGUAAUCAUCGUUCUAAUUAGUGUUUAUUUUUUAAU
Molecule: messenger RNA, 1605 nt
Organism: Microplitis demolitor
Lineage: Eukaryota; Metazoa; Arthropoda; Insecta; Hymenoptera; Braconidae
Product: potassium/sodium hyperpolarization-activated cyclic nucleotide-gated channel 2-like
Exons: 8
Source: RefSeq, a predicted model, not a curated record